AUGGUUGCCAUUAAGACCACCACCCUCGCAGCAGUCCUGAUCUGCACCGCCUCAGUCUCGGCGACAUGGUUUCACGUGAAUAGAGGCUGCAUCCUUCUCAACCAAUCUAUCCUCUGCGCGGGCAACGACGGUGCGCGCCAGAUUGACGGUGGUAGUGCCCAUGUCGAAGCCAAGUUGGACCAGUCCAACCACUGCCAAAAAGACUUCUCGUGGCCUUCAAGCUAUGGUGAUAUCUACUAUGGUGCUGACAACUGCCUUUACGACUCUAAGGGCCAGAACAUCAACGGCCAGUGCUGCUAA
This is a messenger RNA of Bipolaris oryzae ATCC 44560, 300 nucleotides long. RefSeq lists its product as uncharacterized. Bases 1 to 300 code for a protein of 99 amino acids. The record is from RefSeq and is a predicted model, not a curated record. Lineage: Eukaryota; Fungi; Ascomycota; Dothideomycetes; Pleosporales; Pleosporaceae. The transcript is spliced from 3 exons.